This is a messenger RNA of Fusarium fujikuroi IMI 58289, 858 nucleotides long. RefSeq lists its product as uncharacterized. Gene Ontology annotation, molecular function: carotenoid dioxygenase activity. The record is from RefSeq and is a predicted model, not a curated record. The coding region runs from base 1 to 858 and encodes 285 amino acids. Lineage: Eukaryota; Fungi; Ascomycota; Sordariomycetes; Hypocreales; Nectriaceae. The transcript has 3 exons. Gene Ontology annotation, biological process: carotene catabolic process.
AUGUCUAGCAACUAUGUUAUAUUCAUUCGCAACCCUAUCUCCAUGGACUUGUCGGAUACCACUAAGGGAUUCCUUCAAUCUAUGAUCUAUGAGCCUGACAGCCCUACCGAAUUCUACGUUCUCGACAAGAUCACUGGAAAACACAUCGCUUCAUACGAUCUUCCAGACAACAUCAUGUUCUUCCAUUCCGUAAACGGUUACGAUUACAUCGAUCCCUGUACAAACGAGGUUAAUAUCCACAUUGAUCUCUGUGCAUACACAGAUCGCGUCCCUUACAACGACUAUCACCUCAGCAACAUCCUAGAUCCUAGUGCGCCAUUCCAAGACGGUGUUUUAGUACGCUACGAGCUUGAAAGCGUAGGAAAAGCCGAUCCCACCACAUUCGUACAGGCUACAACCAAGGCUGCGAUCGGAGGCACAUUCCUAGAGCUGCCGCGGAUUGCUAAGAGCGCUUCCAUGGUCCAUGGUUAUCGUUAUGUCUACGGUAUCUCGGGCCAUGGUGGACCAUCCCCUGGUACUAGUGUCCCUAUUGGUCGCUUGGGAAACGGCUUGAAAGCGGUGCAUUGCAGUUUUCUCAGUCACGUUACCAAGUGCGAUUGGGAGACUGGAACCUUUAAGGAAUGGUGGCCGGAGAAUGGGGAGAGCGCGCCUUGCGAGCCUAUUUUCAUCCAACGUCCAGGAGCUAAAGACGAGGACGACGGAAUCGUGCUCACCAUCGUCAUCAAUCGCGAGGCUACUCACAGCAUUCUUGUAGCCAUCGACGGCAAGACAUUUAAGGAAAUUGCCCGUGCGGAUAUGCCGCAAGUCUAUGCUUUGGGGCCACAUGGGACGUUCAUUGAGGGAGAAUUUGGUGUUUAA